GCGUCAGAGGGCUCAGGGACCGCAGAGGAGCAGCACGCACCAGGACCCGCAUUGCUGAGACUAAAGUUCACCAUGGAGGACCAGCUGCUCUGCUGCGAGGUGGACUCCAUCAGGAGAGCCUACCAGGACGUGAACCUGCUCACGGACCGAGUCCUGCACACCCUGCUGCGCGCGGAGGAGAACUACCUGCCGUCUCCGAACUACUUUAAAUGCGUGCAGAAAGAAAUAGUCCCGAAAAUGAGGAAGAUCGUCGCCACAUGGAUGUUAGAGGUGUGUGAGGAGCAGAAGUGCGAGGAGGAGGUGUUUCCACUGGCUAUGAACUAUUUGGACAGAUUUUUGUCGGUGGAGGCCACCAGGAAGAGCCGGCUGCAGCUGCUGGGAGCCGCCUGCAUGUUCCUCGCAUCCAAGAUGAAGGAGACGGUUCCUCUGACGGCCGAGAAGCUCUGCAUCUACACCGACAACUCGGUACACCCCGGAGAACUGCUGCAAAUGGAGCUGCUGGUUCUGAACAAACUGAAGUGGGAUCUGGCUUCAGUCACGCCUCACGACUUCAUUGAGCACUUCCUGUCCAAGCUGGAGAUCCACCCGUCCACCAAGCAGAUCCUUCGGAAACACGCACAGACCUUCGUGGCUCUGUGUGCCACAGACGUAAACUUCAUUGCCAGUCCUCCGUCCAUGGUGGCGGCGGGCAGCGUGGUGGCAGCGGUUCAGGGACUCUACCUGAAGAGCCAGAACACCUCCCUUUCCUCCCAGAACCUCACCAACUUCCUGUCCCAGGUCAUCCGCAGCGACCCGGACUGUCUUCGGGCCUGUCAGGAGCAGAUCGAGUCCCUGCUGGAGUCCAGCCUGCGGCAGGCUCAGCAGCACGCUGUCAGCACGGAAAGCAAGCGCGUGGACGAGGACGUGGACCUGUCCUGCACCCCCACAGACGUCAGAGACAUCAACAUCUGAAGGACGGACCGCCGCGCUGCUCUGUGACCUUAUGAUGGAGGGAAAGCUGUCUACUGAGGGCCCAGUUUAGGGACGGGGGUGCCUUAUCUGAACUCAGCCCGCCCCCUGCCCCCCCCCCCCCCACCUGCCAACAUGGCUGACAUUUAACCUACAUGUCAGAAACAAGAUGGGACAUAGCACCCCCUGCCUCUCACUCACCCCGCAACAAAACCCAAAGUCUUAUUUCCUCCAGCACCAACCCCCCCUGCGGGAAAGAAAGAAAAAGAGAGAGAGGUGGCGAGCUGCGUGGGCUGGAGCCACGCCCCUCGUUUCUCCUCCAGAAUGACUGUAGGAAUCUAUUCACAGACUCCACUGACCGGCCUGAGCGUGUGCAGUAGGUCUGUCCACGUCUGACUCUGAUCCAGGGAGGAGCUAAUCUCAUUUUCUUCUGUUUCCACCGCCUGUCCAAGCUCCUGACAUAUCCCAGCAUGCUUUUCUUUAGUCACUUUAUGAUCUCUGACAUUAGACCUUCCCUUUAAAGUGUCUGACGCAGCGUUUGACCGCUCGCCAGCUUGUUUCACAACAUCUAACUGUUGCACAAAUAAGCAGGGCGGUCCACAGGCCGUCACAGGGCUGGGCGAAGAUCUGCAGGAGCGUUCAUGCAAUGCAUGCACUGGUAUGGAUUAAAGACCGCAACCAUGCAGUCAUGCAGCCAUGUAGUCAUGUAGUCAUGCAGCCAUGUAGUCAUGCAACCAUGUAGUCAUGUAGUCAUGCAACCAUGUAGUCAUGUAGUCAUGCAACCAUGCAGCCAUGCAGUCAUGCAGCCAUGUAGUCAUGUAGUCAUGCAACCAUGCAGCCAUGCAGUCAUGCAGCCAUGUAGUCAUGCAACCAUGUAGUCAUGUAGUCAUGCAACCAUGCAGCCAUGCAGUCAUGCAGCCAUGUAGUCAUGCAACCAUGCAGUCAUGCAACCAUGGAACCAUGCAGCCAUGUAGUCAUGCAACCAUGGAACCAUGCAGCCAUGUAGUCAUGCAACCAUGGAACCAUGCAGCCAUGUAGUCAUGCAGCCAUGGAACCAUGCAGCCAUGCUCGAUGGAGUCAGCGAGUAGAGUCCAUUCCAAACAUCCCUGCCUCUCCAGAACAGUCUUAUCUGUGCAGCACCAGUCCAUUCCAUCCUCUGAGCUGCACAGGUAGGAGGCAGGUCGUCGUUACUGCCAACCUGAGCAGUUUUCAUGGUUGCUUCUUAAUUCUUCUUCUAGGUAGAUCUGAAAACCAACUACAGCCAACAAACGGCAACUGUAAAAGUUGCCAACUAUGGCUGACUAUUUGGCAAAAUUAGAGGGAAAUAGCCCCCAACAACUCCAGCUUCACCAACAUUCCAUCUCCUGACUUAAAAGAGUCAUCCCAGUCUAACCCAAUCAGGGAUGGAAUCAGGAUGGUCAUGUGUCCAGUUGUAUUCGCCCAGCCCUACACUUUACUGCCCCCCCCCCCCAGUUUAACCAUUCCAACUCUAAAAAAGAAAAAAAGCACUUUUGGUCAGCGCUGCUGGUCGUCUGAAAAAAAUCACCGUUUUAAAACCAACAUGUCAAAGGAGCGGGCCGUCGGUGGGCCAGGUGUCUGCAGGUGGAGCGGUGCUCUGAUUGGACAUGAGAGGGACCUGAAUCUGUUCUGAAAACCAGACUGAAUGCUGCUCGUCGUGCCGUAAACCCUCACAGAGCCGCCGUUCUUCUGAUGCUGCCUCACGGGUCGGAUUUUAGUCUGGCCGGUGUUUCAGACCGGCAGUGAUGUCCCACUUCCCUCCCUGUAGAGGUCCAAGCAUAAAAAGAAGUAUUAUAGCUGAAAUAAUACUUUAUUUUUAUAUAGUAUUAUUUAUUUUUCUAGCUCGUCGUCUCCCCCUGCUGUCCUGAAAAUCCGUCAAACGAAAAACCGGCCUGGAUCAGCAGGACGGCUCAGACGCUCUGGCUCACGGAUCCUUGGAGAAAAGUGUCGAGACUGUUGAAAUGAUUUUGCACAUAAAGGGGGGGCUGUGUUUCAUGGAGGGACUAAGAGGAGCUGAAAGACAGCAGAAGAGGCAGAAUGGGGAAGAAUCAACACAGAGGUGUGUCUUCAUGCUGUAGGGUUCCUGUCAGGGUUCCUGCACGGGAAGGGAAGAUGGACAAGUGUCUCUGCAGACCCAGAUCCUUAAUGUGUAGGAACCUGCAGUAGGAACCUGCAGUAGGAACCUGAAGUAGGAACCUGCUCUAAGAGCCUACUGUAGGACCCGGCUCUUGGUUUCUGAUUGUUCAUCACGGAUAGAGAGUAGAAGGUGAAACACUCCUUGUUUCCGCUGCUAUAGAGAAAAAUCCCAGCUACGUGUUUUUGAAAAAAGACAAAAAUGAAACAGAAAGGAUGAAACGAUGCUUUUCUCUUGUUGUUUGCUGCUACUUUUUUAUACAUGUCAAUAUACUGCCAUUUUAGGGUUGAAUUUUCUCAUAGAAAAUCGUGUUAUUGACAUCCUCAUUUAUAUGUAGACUCUAUGUGUUUUGUUGAGAAUGACUUUGAAUAUUUUCAGAAUGAUUCCAAAAAAAGGAAAGCUGUACAGAAAUGCUUUGAUCCAGGAUACCUCAUGUGACAGUCCAUGCUAUCUCUGAUCUCUAGUCUCUUAUUGUGGACUUCUUCUCUGAUUCUAGUGUUGGCUCUGUUAGGAUGUCAGAAUGGUGCCAUAACAGAAAAUGGGAUCUGUAUUACUCUGUUGAGUGUUAAGCUGUCUCGCUAAAAGAGACUUUAUCCCCCUCUAGGCCCAUAGCGGCCUACUCUCCUCCCCUUUUUAUAUUUAUAAAAGAAAGAUGGCUUUGUGCUCCGAUUCUCAGACCGUCAGUCCGUUGUACAUAGAUCCAGUAAGCCAUAGACGACUCUUCUUUUGUUUUUAUGAAUCAUUCCACACACUCAUGUCAACUGGGACAAACGGUGUGUUCAUAUCUGUGUCAGCUACACAA
Molecule: messenger RNA, 3902 nt
Organism: Cheilinus undulatus (humphead wrasse)
Lineage: Eukaryota; Metazoa; Chordata; Actinopteri; Labriformes; Labridae
Gene: ccnd1
Product: cyclin D1
Exons: 5
Coding region: 73-951 (292 amino acids)
Biological process (GO): regulation of cyclin-dependent protein serine/threonine kinase activity; positive regulation of G1/S transition of mitotic cell cycle; mitotic cell cycle phase transition
Cellular component (GO): cyclin-dependent protein kinase holoenzyme complex; nucleus; cytoplasm
Molecular function (GO): cyclin-dependent protein serine/threonine kinase regulator activity
Source: RefSeq, a predicted model, not a curated record